UGCUGUUGAACUCUCAUCUGAACACAAGUCAGCAGCUGGCGAGUCCUCGCGCUUUUAGAGCGUGCUGCAGUGGGAGAGAAGCGGUGGUGACGUCACUGAAAUGGCGCAGGAAGAUUGGGAACGAGAGAGAAGGUAGCCAUCAAACCUAGACCUCCAACAACACGACGAGGUAUGAUGACAGAAGGUGACUCAUCUGGUGAUGAUCGGACAGCAUGAGGCUCAAUGGGAAGGGUCAGCAAAGCCACAGGAUGGCGGUCCUCCUCGCCAUUUUUGUUCUGAUGACGGCCCUCAUCUUCUACAGCUCUAACAGCAGUGAGGGCCUGUACAGUCCCUUCCAUGCGGUAACAAAUAACUUUGUCAAGAGCACAAACCUGAAGAAGUGGUCUGGGAAAGAUGGCUACAUACCACUUUACAGGAACAAAAGUUUCACACUACGCUGUCAGAGCUGUGCACUGGUCACAAGCUCCAGCCAUGUCCUGGGCAGUGGUGCGGGAAACGAGAUCAACCGCUCUGAGUGCGUGAUCCGCAUGAACGACGCCCCCACCAUAGGGUACGAGUCUGACGUGGGUAACCGGACCACCCUCAGAGUGGUGGCCCACGCCAGUGUCUUCAGGGUGGUCCGACGACCCAAUGAAUUCCUGCACCAAACAGACAACAACUCUACAAUCAUCUUCUGGGGACCCCCGAAUAAGAUUGGGAAGGAUGCCAAGGGGACGCUGUACAGAUUGAUCCAGAGAGUCAGCAUGACCUACAGCAACUUGUCUUUUUUUACCAUCACCCCCAGCAAGAUGAGAAAGUUUGACAAUUUGUUUCAGAGAGAGACAGGACGAGACAGACAAAAAUCUCACUCAUGGCUGAGCACAGGCUGGUUCACCAUGGUCAUAGCCAUCGAAGUAUGUGAUAACAUUAAAGUAUAUGGAAUGGUUCCACCUAAUCACUGUGGAACAAAGCCUGGAUCUAAGAAGGUGCCAUACCACUACUACAAACCCAGAGGGCCAGAUGAAUGUUUGAUGUACAUACAGAACGAAGGCGGCCGGCGAGGAAACCACCAUCGCUUUAUUACGGAGAAACAAGUGUUUAGACGCUGGGCAAAGCAGUACAACAUCUCCUUCACUCACCCAGAAUGGUGAGACACCUCUCUAAAGCCUGAUCGAGCUCUAGAGUCAGACUUCAGCGAUAAACGGUGGCUGUGUCCAGAGGCUUACUACUGGACCGCUUGAUGGAGGUGGUGUGUGGGUGAGUUGUGUUGCAGAAGGGUGCAGGUACUGUGGAGCACUGUGAUGCUGACAAGUGUUUUUGUAAAUAGAAGAGAAAAUGAAUGUAAAAGUUCUGAUUACAUGUCUAGAUUUUUAAUAUGUAUUAAAAUAUAGAUGUUUUGUUGAAUUAUAUCAGUACAUACAUGUUUGUGUGGCUUAAAAAUUACACUUAAAAGUAUUCAUCAUUACCUGCCUUUGAUCAGAGAUAAUAUGCUAAUGCUAUUGUGGCCUAAACCAGCAGAUUAAUCCAGCAUACUGGGGCUUUAUGGGAGAUUAUAUCGCAGGAACAAUGUGUUUGGGGGCAAAAGGAGGAUUAUUUUACAGUUCUUGAAAGUGUCUUAAAGAAAUACUCAGUUAUAAUUCCAAAUAUGACCCAAUAGAAAUGAAAAACUGAGUUUUGUUUCAGUGCAUGUUUAAGUUUUCCAGAGAAGGGCACUGAUGUCAUGCUAUACUUGGAUAAUUUAUUCAUAGGCCUGUGCAAACUUUCAAAAUGUUUAUCUGAACCAGAACAAUUUUUUUUAGCCUUGUAGAGGUCAUUGAUCUGCAGGGAUGUUGAAGAAGCUCAUUUUGGGAGAAGCUUUGAUUUCUGUGAUUUAAUCGUUAACCUGAAUUGUUCAUUUUUGCCACAUUUGUCUGCAACACGCAAGAAAGUAACCUGAACCGUGACAAGUUUCAUACUACAUCAUCAGAAUUAAACCUGUAAGAUGAAUGCAGAUGAGAGCAAGAACAUUUCACAAGAUUGGAUUUUAUUCUGAAAAAUAAACAACCUGAACAAUAUGAUCUAAAACAAACACUUCAAUAACAAUCUUCCUUGUGUUUGCUGCACCUAAUUCCAGCGAGGCCCACGGGACAUGCAGAUGGGGUCUGAGGAGACGAGACAAUAAUUUAAAGGGUAGAUGCAUGCUCAGCCGCUGGAAUGGGAUUACACUUUAAUCUGUAACUUUUAUAAUCUCCGACUAGAAAUAUAUUCCAGCUCCAGAUGAACCGCUCCACCACUGCAGACAUGUCUGAACUGUUUGCUCAUAAAAUGUUUCAUUUCAAAAA
Molecule: messenger RNA, 2300 nt
Organism: Nothobranchius furzeri (turquoise killifish)
Lineage: Eukaryota; Metazoa; Chordata; Actinopteri; Cyprinodontiformes; Nothobranchiidae
Gene: st6galnac6
Product: ST6 (alpha-N-acetyl-neuraminyl-2,3-beta-galactosyl-1,3)-N-acetylgalactosaminide alpha-2,6-sialyltransferase 6
Biological process (GO): oligosaccharide metabolic process; ganglioside biosynthetic process
Molecular function (GO): alpha-N-acetylgalactosaminide alpha-2,6-sialyltransferase activity
Source: RefSeq, a predicted model, not a curated record